UCCGCAUGACAAGAGAAGCCGAGGCUCGCUCAGAGGCAGAGCUUACAAACCGCGACAUCGCGUCGGAGCUGAGCGAGUCCACAACUUGGCCACAAGGAGCCUCGGGCGUCGCAGAAUUCAAAUCCCCUACUUAAAUAUAAAAGAGAGCGCGCGAUGAAGGAGGCGUACAGAGACUUGGGCAAACUUAGAAAAGCCGCUGACUCGGAGUGGAGAGAGGGGGAGAGGAUGGGGAGCUGGUGUCGCAGCGUACUCACUGUGUGGCUGUCGUGUGGUAUCUUGGGUGCCAGCCUCGCACGCAGAACGCCGGUGGAGGAGAGUGGGGUCGCAGAGAAGAUUGGCAGUGCGCGGUGUGCCUCGCGCUGUCUCACCCUGCACAUCACGCAACUCACCGCAGCCUUCAAAAGCCUGCAGAAUGAUGAUAUAUUGGUAUGGUGUGAAAAUAACAGACGGUGUUCUCAAUGUCUACAGCCUUGUAAAGAGUUGUGGGAAACCCGAACAACAUUAUCUCAGAUAACUUGUGAGCAGAAACAUCAUGAAUGUUUGACAAGUUCUGAGUUUUUGAAAUCUGUCCUGACGCAGAAGCAAGGAGAUUGUCGACCCCCUGAGAAGGCGUCAGGGUUUGCAGCAGCUUGUGUGAUAAGCUGUAGUUCCGAUCAUGAGUGCCCAGGCAGCAAAAAGUGCUGCUCAAAUGGCUGUGGGUUCACCUGCCAAGCACCAACAAAUAUGUUUAAAAGUGUUCCGUUAAAACUCAGAAAAGACUUGACUUUCUUAGAGGAUGAGAAUGGCUUUGUAGAAGUCUCCUGGAUGUCAAAAUUUAAUGUCUCCGUGGAGCCUGUAUUUUAUAUAUUGCAAAGAAGAUGGAAUUACGGCAUUCAUCCAAGUGAAGAUGAAUCAACAGAAUGGCAGACAGUAACAAUGACAACUGAGGAUCAUGCUCUUUUGAGGGACAUAAGACCAAACAGAUGGUAUCAGUUUCGAGUAGCUGCAGUCAAUACCCACGGUACUAGGGGAUUCACAACUCCCAGCAAGCACUUCCAUUCUUCUAAAGAUCCAACACCACCAGAAACACCAAAAAAUGUAAGAAUUGGCAGCGUUACCAACCGGUCUGACGGAACACUGCAGGUGAAAAUAUUUUGGGAUCCCCCUCAAGAUGAUGACCUGUCCAUCCAUCACUAUAAGGUCUCCUGGAGUCCAAAGAUACUAAGAAAAACCCCGAUGGCAACAAAGAAGGAAAGAUUAAAACUAACACAAGGAAAUACUUCGGAAAUACAGUUGGAGGGUUUCCAGCCUAAUGUGGAAUACCUUAUUCUGGUUCAGGCUGUAUCUUACUGGGGCCAGAAACGCUUGAAAAGUGCAAAAUCCCAGCUUGUUCUGAUGGCUGGACAAGAUUCCAUUUCUUACAACCACUCAGUCCCACUCUUGGAAGUUUCUAAUGAAUUGCCAAGUUCACAUGUAACACCAAGCAUUCGGAGACUGGAAGCUGCAGCUCCUCACUACUCUAAUCAUCAGCUGCAAGUUAAAGUGUUCUGGAAAAAGGCACAUGAUGACAAUCAUGGUGAUACUGAUUCCUACCUCCUCACUUGGACACCUCUGUUCUGUUCCAAAAAUACAACGAAAACUAAGCAAAAGGAAAAUGUGCAGGGGACACAUUUUGUUAUCACAGGACUAGCAUUUGCCUGCAAAUACAAAGUAACUGUGCAGCCUGCAUCUGCUGCUGAAGAGGGAAAUGAAGCAAUGGUGUUUGUGACCACUCCGCUGUGUAACUCUGUGAAACUCAAGGGAGCAAGAAACACAGCUUGUCUUCAAGAUGAACACACCAAUUUAGCUGGAAAAAUAACGCUUAGAGCUGAGAAAUUGAUGGCUAUUUUCCGAAAUGUAAAUGGAUCUAUUGUUGGACAGUUUCACUGGAAGGUUUCACAGAACCAUCCAUCCUCACUCCCAGUGACCGGAUACCAAUUCACGUGGACACAACUCUCCCUUAACAGCAAAGCCAGCUCACUACCAGACACCAUCAUCUCACAGACUCAAAUAUUACCACCGGACCAACUGCAGUUCACAGCUCAAAAUCUUUUGCCAGAGACCUUCUACAGAAUUCAAGUGCAAGUUCUUUCACUAAGUGGUAAUGGUCCUGCCAUUGCCAAAACAUUUGAAACACCACAGCUAAACUCUACGAUACUAUAAGCAUUCAAUAUCCAAAACCAGACUGGGAAACCGAUAUGAGGAACCAACUUUGGGAAAGUCCAGUACCAGAUUAGAUGGUGCCUGUAUCAGUAGUGCUUUGAGACUACGGACAUGAACAGAGGAGGGAAAUAAGAAGGAUUGUUCUUGAUUGGCUAACUGCCUGGUGAUCACGUGUUUAAUUAUGUAGCAAUGCUUAUUUUAUGUACAUUUAGAUAUUUCAUCAAGUUAUUUUUCACCAUCUUUUAAAAGUAGUCUUGAAAUACAAGAUAAAGAAAGGCAAAAUGUGUAAUGUUGUUUUUCAGCUAAUGUGUAUUUAUUUACUUUUUUAUGCUGCAGGUUAAAAAAAAUGAUCCACAAGCAUAUGGUAUGUGAAAUUUUCCCUUUAACACCCAGAAUUAUUACUUUUUUUUAAUUUGCCAAGGAAGAUGUGGCCUCACAAACCUGAAUUGGAUUAGCAUGUUGGACAUCAUUGUGUCGUACGUUUUGUAAGAAAGAACUGGAAACCUGCAAGGUGCAUUAAGUUAUCCAGCCAGUAGUGGGUAAGAAUUAACAAAUGUAGGACCGCUGUGAAAAGAAACAGCACAACAAUGAAAAAAUCAAGCGAUCUUUCUUUCUUUGUCUCAAAACAUAGACUGUACAAUUCUCAACCUAAAAUGAAGCAUAAAGGGUUAUACAAAAGACAAUUUGGAAUAUUUAUCAGUUUUAUUGCAGCUAAACAAAUACAUUAAAAAGACAGUAAUAAAGAAAAGAAAGCAUUUGACUUGUAGAUUUACUAAGUUAAAGUAAUGAGCCUGUGCCGAAUGUUAUCUUAAAAAAAUUGUGGCUUUGAAUAGCAUACUUUGAUUUCAAAAACGUUGACACAAUUUGGGUUAUUUUUUUAUUUUUUUGCAUGUUUUAGAAAGGCCCACUGGUGCUGGGUGAACUCCAUGAGCUGAAUUACUUGAGUUUGAGAAUGUUAGGGAAGGUAAAACAAUGCUUUAUUUUACUAUAAAAUAAUAAAAAUAUCUUUUCUAUAAUGUUAGGAAAUAGUAAAAGGUAAUCUGAAAUUUUGAGAAGUGCCUUCUAGGAAAUAAUGAAAUGUGGUAAUUUGUUAAUUGUUUACAGAAAUUAUCAUAAUAUAUGUAUUUUCUUAAGAGUAUAUAUGAUCUUUUUAUAGAAUUCAGUGUUUUUUGGUAAAAACUAUCAUUCUGUAACCCUUCAUUGUAUAAAUGGACUCAUGUUAUGCAAAUGAAUGUCAGCAUUUGUGUAAUUAUCUGAACUACGUUGUUCAUAUCUGAUGUCCUGUUAAGGAUGUCUGUCCGGUGUUUACUGCAUCGGUGCCUUCUACACAUCCCAUAAUAAUCACAGUAAGUGGUGUUAAUUUUGUUUUGAAUCAAUUACAGUUGGUGGUCUUCUUUUAAGUCUGUUGACUACCAAACACUGGCAGAUAUUUUGUGUACUCUCAUCUGUUAAUCGCCAUUUCUUAUAAAUGCUGUUUUAUUCGGAGAGGUCCCCUCAUUGCCACAGUAUGUCCCAGUGACUCAGUUAGCCAUUGCCUAAGCAGUACACAAAAUAAGUAAAAAACGGGCUUAAAAUGAGUUCAUUCUAUUAGAAAAAUAUCUAAAAAGUAAAGUGAAUUGCAGUCUCUACUACUUCUAAAUAUCUUAUCUUAACUGAAAUUUACAAAAUGACACAAUGACAGAUUGAGGGAAAUCUUGAACUGUGUACUUUGAAGAGCCUUCGAAAGGCCCUGAUCUCACCGGCAUCUGUUUCAAUCAAAAUAAGGACGAGUCUGGAGUAAUGGUGUACACAGAAAACAUUUAGUACCUAAAAUGAGUAAGUGCUUUGUUUUAAAUUGAUUACAUUUGAGUAAUUUGUUAAGAGUUGCAAAGACAACUCUAAAAUGGUAGAUGUCUUAAGUCCAAGUAGUGUAUUGCCUCUGUAUUUUAUAUUUUAUUACUUCACCUUUCUUUGUAUGAAAUUGCAUUAUUCUGUAAAUAUUGCAAAUUGUUGUACCUCAUUUACCUCAAAUAAAAAAUGGUUAAAUAGAA
Polypterus senegalus (gray bichir) is the source of this 4211-nucleotide messenger RNA. It is a transcript of the gene anos1b, whose product is annotated as anosmin 1b. Gene Ontology annotation, biological process: neuron differentiation. Gene Ontology annotation, molecular function: peptidase inhibitor activity; protein binding. NCBI's taxonomy places the organism in Eukaryota, Metazoa, Chordata, Cladistia, Polypteriformes, Polypteridae. The transcript is spliced from 14 exons. The record is from RefSeq and is a predicted model, not a curated record. Bases 154 to 2181 code for a protein of 675 amino acids. Gene Ontology annotation, cellular component: extracellular region; cell surface.